Messenger RNA from Mangifera indica (mango), 2867 nucleotides. Its product is annotated as LMBR1 domain-containing protein 2 homolog A-like. Gene Ontology annotation, cellular component: membrane. The record is from RefSeq and is a predicted model, not a curated record. Bases 209 to 2395 code for a protein of 728 amino acids. The transcript is spliced from 14 exons. Lineage: Eukaryota; Viridiplantae; Streptophyta; Magnoliopsida; Sapindales; Anacardiaceae.
AACACAAAUUCUUAGCUAUUUAUUCAAUGUAAUCUCAUCCCAUCCCCUCCCCGUCCGCGCACGUUCUCAGGCGGGCCUGCUUCACGCCUGUUACCCAAGACAAUUUGCGAGCUUUUUUAUCAAUCGCCGAUCCGGCCUUUUCCAACGUCCAGAGAAAGCGCGAUUAAGUACACGAAAACCAUAGAAAAAUUUAUAGUAAGCUAGAAACAUGUGGGUUUUUUACGUGAUCUCGCUGCCUUUAACCCUUGGCAUGGUAAUUUUAACGUUGAGGUACUUCGCUGGGCCCGAGGUCCCUCGUUACGUUCUAUUCACCGUUGGAUACGCCUGGUUCUGUUCCCUCUCCAUUAUCAUCCUCGUGCCGGCCGACAUUUGGGCGACUGUAUCACAUCCGCCGGAUUUUAUUGGGAAUGGGGGCAUAUCCUUCUUUUGGAGUUGGUCUUAUUGGAGUACUUUUUUACUUACUUGGGCUGCGGUGCCCCUUAUUCAGGGUUUUGAAGAUGCUGGUGACUUCACUGUGACAGAAAGAUUGAAGACUAGUGUACAUGUUAACUUGGUAUUUUAUUUAAUUGUGGGAUCCAUCGGCCUUUUUGGACUUAUUCUUCUCAUCAUGAUGCACAAGGAUUGGAGUGGAGAUGUUCUUGGUUUUGCUAUGGCAUGCUCAAAUACUUUUGGGCUUGUUACUGGUGCAUUUCUGCUUGGUUUUGGCUUGAGUGAAAUUCCCAAAAGCUAUUGGAAAAAUGCAGAUUGGAUUGUCCGUCAAAAAGUUCUUUCUCAUAAAAUUGCCAAAAUGGCUGUGAAACUUGAUGAUGCUCAUCAAGAUCUUUCAAAUGCCAUUGUAGUAGCUCAAGCAACAUCAAAUCAAAUGUCCAAGCGUGAUCCUCUUAGACCUUACAUGAAUGUUAUUGAUGAUAUGUUAACUCAAAUGUUUAGAGAAGAUCCAUCUUUUAAACCUCAAGGUGGUCGACUAGGGGAAAAUGAUAUGGACUAUGACACUGAUGAGAAAUCAAUGGCAACUCUGAGGCGUCAUCUUCGAGGAGCUAGAGAGGAGUAUUAUCGGUACAAAAGUGAGUAUAUGACCUAUGUCAUGGAGGCCUUAGAACUUGAAGAUACAAUAAGAAAUUACGAUCGAUGCAAUUCUACUGGAUGGAAAUAUAUUUCAAGCUUUAGACCAGUUCGAACUGGAAAAAUUGGGACUGUCUUUGAUUUGAUAGAGUUUAUUUGGAAAUGUAUUUUAAGAAAACAAUUUGAGAAGCUUCUAGCUAUCAUAUUUGGUACAAUGACAGCUGCUAUUCUUUUAGCAGAGGCGACGCUUCUACCUAGUGGAGUUGAUCUGUCUCUUUUUUCAAUACUUAUAAAUUCUGUAAAAUCAGAAGAGGUGUUUGUUCAGCUAUUUGCUUUUGUACCUUUGAUGUAUAUGUGUGUCUGCACAUAUUACUCCUUGUUUAAAAUUGGAAUGUUAAUGUUUUACUCAUUGACACCUCGGCAAACAAGCUCAGUCAACUUGCUUAUGAUAUGCUCGAUGGUUGCUCGAUAUGCUCCUCCAAUUUCAUACAACUUCCUCAAUCUUAUUAGACUUCAUGGUGGGCGCAAAACUAUAUUUGAAAAGCGGAUGGGGAAUAUUGAUAGUGCUGUCCCUUUUUUCGGAGAAGGGUUUAACAAAAUUUAUCCACUUAUUAUGGUUAUAUACACCCUGUUGGUUGCAAGCAAUUUUUUUGAUCGUGUAAUUGAUUUCUUUGGGAGUUGGGCGAGAUUUAGAUUUCAGAACGAGACAGAGGAUGUGGAUGGAUUUGAUCCAUCUGGAUUAAUUAUUUUACAAAAAGAACGAUCUUGGCUUGAACAAGGGCGUAAAGUUGGUGAUAAUGUUGUUCCACUGGCAAGAAAUUUUAAUAGUACUGAUAUUGAAAGUGGCAGCACUAGUACAGAUUUAACAGCCCUUGAAAUGAAGUCGACAAGAAGUUUAGUAACUGAUGGUACCAAGGGAACUCCAUCAAAAUCUUCAAAAGAAGAAGCUCGAAAACACAACACAAGGAGAGAAGACAUGAGCAACAAAUAUACUGCAAUGAGACAACAAAUUAAACAAUCAUCUGGGACAAGACAGGCAGAGCAAAAUAUUGCCUCUGCUAAGGUCUCUUUGCUUGAUGGAGGAAACUCUUCUGGCAACACAACUGGAGGAUCAUCUGGUCUUGCCUCCAAAUGGGAAACAAUGAAGACAGGUUUCCAAAGUUUUAGAGCAAAUAUAGGUGCCAAAAAGUUUCUUCCUCUACGCCAAGCUCAGGAAACUAAACUUAUCGCACGUGCUAACUCAUUGGAGUCCCUUGAUGAGAUAUUUCAGAGAUUGAAACGGCCAUCAUCUUCAGACCAUGAGCUUGUGGAUGAAGAUGAUGAUAAAAAAUGAUAAUAUUUCAGGCCCUGCUAGAUAAUGUAAAGAUUUGCUUGUGCAAAGAACUAGAUUGUACUAGAAACUGGAGGGAGCAGAUGUACAGGUUUCAAGCAGUUUAGCUUGAAGCACGUACCAAAGCCAUUUUCAUGGCUGAAUCCUCUGAUCCAACUGAAGCUGGGGAUAAUUUCUUCUAUAAAGACUUAGAUGCUAGAAGAGGGCAAUUUGAAAAAAGCUACCUUCAUACAAAGGAAAUUUUGGGAAAACUGUAAGUUGUAUCAUUGAACCACACUCUGGCAGCCGCUCCCCAUGUUGGGUGGCAACAAACACAUGGAAUUGUAUAGGAAAAUCUGUCUUUAUGGAGUUAUUUUAUUACGUUUCGUUUUGUUAUAACUGGGUGUAUAGAAGUUGAACGAGAUACAUCUCAACUGAAUUGAAGUUUGAUAGCAUUCUAAUUUCUAUGAAAAGUUAUUUGUCAUUAUAGCAAAAA